Molecule: messenger RNA, 3914 nt
Organism: Geodia barretti
Lineage: Eukaryota; Metazoa; Porifera; Demospongiae; Tetractinellida; Geodiidae
Source: the annotation of a GenBank genome assembly
GGCACGUGCGCAAGUGCGUGGGAGGAGAGAGGGAUAAGCUGGCCGAGCGCGCGCAUGUGCUUCGCCUAGCUUCUCGUCAGUUCACCUUUCUUCCCUGCACUGCGAUCUGGCCCUACCAUGAGCUACAACUACGUAGUGACGGCGUACAAGGGGACGGCCGUGACGGCUGUCCAGACGGGCAACUUUACCGGCCCCGAGGACAUCAAUCUGAUACAGGCGAAAGGAUCUUCUCUCGCCGUGAGUGUCGUGACGCCGGAGGGACUAAAACCCGUCGCUGACGCCAGUAUCUACGGACGCAUCAGUCUCAUGCGAGUCUUCAGACCAAAGGGAGAAAGUCAGGACCUGCUGUUUUUCAUGACUGCUCGCUAUCAUCUGGCCGUGGUAUCCUAUGACUCUGCAUCAGGGGACAUUGUUACUAGAGCCUAUGGCGACAUGAAGGAGAGAGUGGGUCGACCAACUGAGGGUCCUCAGAUCGGAAUAGUAGAUCCAGACGGCUCUAUCAUCGUCCUCCACAUCUACUGUGGUAUGGUGAAGAUUGUACCACUGGAGUUGGACUCCACUGAACCACUCACCGCUUUCAACAUAAGAUUGGAUGAUCUGAUGCCAGUUGACAUGUGUUUUCUUAAGAACACAGAGAACAACAAGACAGUGGCUCUCAUUACAGAGGACUUUCCACCGCUCGCUACUCAACUGGCCAAUAGUCUCUGUGCAAGACAAGACUCAUCAAACCGUCACACCGUCGGCCAUUGACUCCAGGCAUCUCUCCUCCAUCCUCUGUCAUCGGAGGCGUGCUGGUGGUUGGCAGCGAGACCCUGCGGUGUAUGGGACAGUCCAUCAUUCCGUCGACUUCCUCCCAUUCUUAAAGAGUGUGUCAUAUCAUGUGUGGGAGCUGUUGACGAUCGUCCCGCUAUCUCCUUGAGAUGCCAUGGCCGGCUACUCAUGCUCUUAUUGAGACUGAACAGUCCAUUGACACGAGCAGACCAACAUUACCAUGAAACUGGAAGUUCUGGAGAGACGGUGUCUCCAUCGUGUAUUGCCUACCUUGACAACGGAGUGACGUUUGUCGGAUCAUGUCUUGGAGACUCACAACUCUGCAAGCUGUCUUCGGCGGCAGAUGAGAGCGGGGGUUACGUGGAGAUCCUGGAGACGUUCACCUGUCUGGCUCCCAUUCUGGACAUGAGUGUCGUAGACGUGGACCAGCAAGGACGUGACGUGGUGGUGACUUGUUCAGGGUUUGGAAGGAACGGAUCUCUCAGGCUGGUUAGGAGUGGCGUGGGGAUCAACGAACAGGCCUCCAUCGACCUGGCCGGGGUGAAAGGGGUGUGGUCUCUUCGCUGUGGAACCGAGAUGGCUGAGUCUGAUAAUACUCUGGUCCUCGCCUUCGUCGGACAGACCACUGUACUGAGUCUGAAGGGGGAGGAGGUAGAGGAGACGGAACUCGAAGGAAUUGCUGCUGAUCAACAAACUCACUACUGCUCCAACGUCAUUGGCAACAAGAUCCUACAGAUCACAGGGCAGAGUGUCAGACUGAUCAAUGAAGAGACUCUGCAGCUUGUCAGCAAAUGGGCUCCUCCCUCUGGUAAAGGUAUCAGCACGGGAUCAUGUGGAGGGUCACAUGUGGUAGUUGUUGUGGGCAACGAACUAUUCUGUCUAGAUAUUCAGGAUUCUUCACUCCACCAACUCAGUCAUGUGACAUUGGAGCACGAGAUAGCGUGUGUGGAUGUGAGGGUUCUAAAGGGUGACUCGGGCACCAGUAACAUCUGUGCCGUUGGUCUCUGGACGAACAUAUCGGCAAGAGUUCUGCGGCUUCCCUCUUUGGAUAUACUUCACACACAGCCGCUCGGAGGAGAUAUUCUUCCUCGGUCCAUUCUGGUCGCUGAAUUUGACACCCGGACAUACCUCCUGGUUGCCCUUGGCGACGGGACACUCCACUACUUCCAGAUGGACCCUGACUCAGGAGCCCUAACCAAUGGUAAGAAAGUGGUUCUGGGUACAAAACCGAUCGUCUUGAGGCAGUUUGUUUCUGGCGACGCCCACCACGUCUUUGCCUGCUCAAACCAUCCCACCAUCAUUCACUGGAACAACCACAAACUGCUGUUCUCCAACGUCAAUUUAAAGGAGGUCAACUACAUUUGUACACUCAAUUCGGACAGCUUCAGAGACUGUCUUGCACUCGUUGAUGACAAUACUCUAACUAUUGGAUCUCUGGAUCAGCUUCAGAUGUUGCACAUUCACCCAGUCCCGCUGGCUGAGUCCCCCAGGCGUAUCAGUCACCAAAGACACAGUCACACAUUCCUCGUGGCUAGUUGCCGAGUCGAUGUUCCUAACGGCGACAAGACAGCCCUCAUUUCACCGAAACCGUGUGCCAGUAAGAGUGUCUCCAACAUGUUAGAAGGAACCCAUCCCGAUGACCUGUCAAUUCUGCCAGUGACCACCACUGAGGAGUUGGAGGUAUUUUCACUUCUUCUCUUUGACGAGAACUCUCUUGAAGUCAUCCAUGGUUACCAGCUGUCGCCACGGGAACACGUGACCUCUCUGACCUCUUGUGUCCUCGACUCCACCCACUACUAUGCUGUUGGCACGGCGUUUGUUGAUCCCACGGAGAAGGAGCCGAACAGAGGGCGAGUUCUGCUCUUCAGAGUCUCCCAUACCAAGGUGCUAGAACUGGUGUAUAUGAAUGACGAGGCUGGGGCUGUGUAUCAGGUGGUCCAGUUUCAAGACAAACUGCUCAUAUCUGUCAACAGUGAGGUCAGACUGUAUAAGUGGGAGGAAGGGAAGAUGGUGUUGGAAUGUUCAUACUCCGACACUAUCCUGGCUCUCUACCUCAAGUGCAAAGGAGACUUCAUCUUGGUUGGAGAUCUGAUGAGAUCUUUCAAAUUACUGGUCUACAAAGCUGAAAAAUCUGUCCUUGAAGAGAUAUCAGUGGAGACGAGUCUGAACCCUGUGUUCAUGACAGCCAUGGAGAUGAUUGACGAUGAAAACUAUCUCGGAGCUGACGGCCGUCAUAUCUUUGUCUGCCAGAAAAACAGCGAGGCCGCAGUGGAAGCUGACCUAAUGUACAUGCUGCAGCCAUCACGGAUGUACAUCGGAGACAAUAUAAAUGUUUUCCGUCAUGGUUCAUUAGUGAUGGAGCAUCCAGGGGCUUCCCCAUCUCCCAUCCAGGGCAAACCCAUCAUCUACGGCUCUGUUCACGGAGCUGUUGGUCUCGUGGUACAGCUUGACAUGUCAACGUUCUCAGUUCUGGCCAAGUUGCAGGAGAGUAUGGCAGCUGUAAUUAAGAGUGUCGGCAACAUUGAACACGAAGUGUAUCCUCUGUAUAAUGAAUUCAUGUAGUACGUAGUUGAUCAUUGAUCACAUAGUGUGGGGUAGAAGUAUGUAACGUUUCGGGCACACACCAUUACUUCUUAAUUACAUGUUGUGUGCAUAUGUACGUAUUGUGGUUUACAUGAGACAAUCGGCCCUACCUGCCACUCGUUCUCCAUUGUUUCAGCUGUGUGUUGUGUGUGUGUGUGUGCAUGCAUGUUUGUGUGUGUUUGUAAGUCUGUUCUGCUGAGUCUCAGAGUCUUUCUUAACCGAGUCAGGUACCGCUGUUUUUCAAUGGAGCACACUGCAGCCACUAAGACCAAGUCGGCUGAAGGUUUUAUUGACGGGGAUUUAGUUGAACACUUCCUCGAUCUUCCUCAGGAGAAAAUGGAGCAGAUUAUAAAGGGGAUCAAAAAAAAUGAUGCCCAUGGCAUGGAGGUGGAUGUCACGGUGGAGGAUUUGGUGAAGCUGAUCGAAGACCUCUCAAGAAUCCACUGACAAUGAGUCCUCACUGGAGAACUGACUCUUUGUACAUCACUCCAUACAUGCUCACUGAGACUUUCAUGCAACAAUCCUUAUAAAAUGCCAUUUAUCAUCACUAACAACACCGU